Molecule: messenger RNA, 5454 nt
Organism: Odocoileus virginianus texanus
Lineage: Eukaryota; Metazoa; Chordata; Mammalia; Artiodactyla; Cervidae
Gene: UBE3A
Product: ubiquitin protein ligase E3A
Biological process (GO): protein polyubiquitination; ubiquitin-dependent protein catabolic process
Molecular function (GO): ubiquitin protein ligase activity
Source: RefSeq, a predicted model, not a curated record
GUCCCUGGGAUUCUCCAGGCAAGAACACUGGAGUGGGCUGCUGUUUCCUUCUCCAAUUAUAUGCAGUAUAUUCAUUUUCUGAUAACAACCUUUAGGAUGCUGGGUGGGUUUCCUAACUUGGUGGGUGACUUGGUCUCUUCAUAUGUAGUAAAAGGAAAUAUAUUUAAAAAAAAACUUCAGUUCUGUUCAACUGAGACAUGAUCUGAUUGUGUACAAACGAGAUAAGAAUUUACAGUGAUUAUUUGGAUCCAUGUUAAAGCUUAAAGACUUCAAAAUUUGUUUUUUGAUAAGAGAAGUUUUGAUAGAUAGAUUAAAUGUUUGAUUUAAGAAAUAAUAAUUGCUACCAUACAUUGAGGCCCUGUUAAUGCUCCAAGCAACAUUGUCUUACAUACUUUAAAGAUAUUUUCAGUGAUACAACAACCUGACACCUAAGACUCCCAGGACACUUCCCAGCUGCUACUCUGGGAGGUGGUUGGGCAGAUGCUCGUGUAUGUACCUAACAUAGCAGAUGCUCAGCAUGUAGAACUUAGUUAAAAGCCUAACUGCUGUAGGUGUCUGAAGGAAUUCGAGACUCACACUUAAACAGUGGUCAUGUAUUUUCAGCCCUGUUGGAGAGAGAGGAGUCAGGAAAUGCAGAGCAGUAAGCUCUGUGGCUGAAAAUGGGCUUCACGGUUCUGCCCAACUACCUGUCCACACAUCCUGGCAGCAGUUCUUAGGGGCGUUUGUCUCUUGAUAUGUUUUGAAUAUUCACAGAUAUUACAAAUGAGUUUGCUUCUGUAAUUUUAGAGCAAUUUUUCUUUCUUUGAAAGUUGUCUAUUCGGUUGUCUGUGUAAAAAGAAUUGAGUGAGGUGUUUUAUGUUUUAGGUUAAAAAUCUGUAAGAGCCUGAUUUUAGAAUUCACCAGCUCCUCAGAAGUUUGGCGAAAUAUGAGUUAUUAAACCUACGCUCAGAUCAAGUUAGCAGCUAGACUGGUGUGACAACCUGUUUUUAAUCAGUGACUCAAAGCUGUGAUCACCCUGAUGUCACCGAAUGGCCACAGCUUGUAAAAGAUCAUCAGGAGAACCUCAAUCUGACGACAUUGAAGCUAGCCGAAUGAAGCGAGCAGCUGCAAAACAUCUAAUAGAACGCUACUACCACCAGUUAACUGAGGGCUGUGGAAAUGAGGCCUGCACGAAUGAGUUUUGUGCUUCCUGUCCAACUUUUCGUCGUAUGGAUAACAAUGCAGCAGCUAUUAAAGCCCUCGAGCUUUAUAAGAUUAAUGCAAAACUCUGUGAUCCUCAUCCCUCCAAGAAAGGAGCAAGCUCAGCUUACCUUGAAAACUCUAAAGGUGCCUCUAACAACUGCUCUGACAUAAAAAUGAACAAGAAGGACGGGCAAGGAGCAAGAGAUGAUUUUAAAGAUGUGACUUACCUAACCGAAGAGAUGGUGUAUGAAAUUCUUGAAUUAUGUAGAGAGAGAGAGGAUUAUUCCCCUUUAAUUCGUGUUAUUGGAAGAGUUUUUUCUAGUGCUGAAGCAUUGGUACAAAGCUUUCGGAAAGUCAAACAACACACCAAGGAAGAACUGAAAUCUCUUCAAGGAAAGGAUGAAGAUAAAGAUGAAGACGAAAAGGAAAAGGCUGCAUGUUCCGCAGCAGCUAUGGAGGAGGAUUCAGAAGCAUCUUCCUCAAGGAUAAGUGACAGCUCACAAGGAGAUAACAACUUACAAAAGUUAGGCCCUGAUGAUGUGUCUGUGGAUAUUGAGGCUAUUAGAAGGGUCUACACCAGAUUGCUCUCUAAUGAGAAAAUAGAAACUGCUUUUCUCAAUGCACUUGUGUAUUUGUCACCUAAUGUGGAAUGUGAUUUGACGUAUCACAAUGUAUACUCCCGAGAUCCUAAUUAUCUGAAUUUAUUCAUUAUUGUCAUGGAGAAUAGAAAUCUCCACAGUCCUGAAUAUCUGGAAAUGGCUUUGCCACUAUUUUGCAAAGCAAUGAGUAAGCUACCCCUUGCAGCUCAAGGAAAACUGGUCAGACUGUGGUCUAAAUACAGUGCAGACCAGAUUCGGAGAAUGAUGGAAACAUUUCAGCAGCUUAUUACAUACAAAGUCAUAAGCACUGACUUUAACAAUCGAAAUUUAGUAAACGAUGAUGAUGCUAUUGUUGCUGCUUCCAAGUGCUUGAAAAUGGUUUACUAUGCAAAUGUAGUAGGAGGGGAGGUAGACACAAAUCAUAAUGAAGAAGAUGAUGAAGAGCCCCUUCCUGAGUCCAGUGAAUUGACACUUCAGGAGUUAUUGGGAGAAGAAAGAAGAAACAAGAAAGGUCCUCGAGUGGACCCACUGGAAACUGAACUUGCUGUUAAAACUCUGGAUUGUCGAAAACCACUUAUCCCUUUUGAAGAGUUUAUUAAUGAACCACUGAAUGAUGUUCUAGAAAUGGAUAAAGAUUAUACUUUUUUCAAAGUAGAAACAGAGAACAAGUUCUCUUUUAUGACAUGUCCCUUUAUACUGAAUGCUGUCACAAAGAAUUUGGGAUUAUAUUAUGACAAUAGAAUUCGCAUGUACAGUGAACGAAGAAUUACUGUUCUCUACAGCUUAGUUCAAGGACAGCAGUUGAAUCCAUAUUUGAGACUCAAAGUCAGACGUGACCAUAUCAUAGAUGAUGCACUUGUCCGGCUAGAGAUGAUCGCUAUGGAAAAUCCUGCAGACCUGAAGAAACAGUUGUAUGUGGAAUUUGAAGGAGAACAAGGAGUUGAUGAGGGCGGUGUUUCCAAAGAAUUUUUUCAGCUGGUUGUGGAGGAAAUCUUCAAUCCAGAUAUUGGUAUGUUCACAUAUGAUGAAUCUACAAAGUUGUUUUGGUUUAAUCCCUCCUCUUUUGAAACUGAGGGUCAGUUCACUCUGAUUGGCAUAGUACUGGGUUUGGCUAUUUACAAUAACUGUAUACUGGAUGUACAUUUUCCCAUGGUUGUCUACAGGAAGCUAAUGGGGAAAAAAGGAACUUUUCUUGACUUGGGAGACUCUCAUCCUGUUCUAUAUCAGAGUUUAAAAGACUUACUGGAGUAUGAAGGGAAUGUGGAAGACGAUAUGAUGAUCACUUUCCAGAUAUCUCAGACAGAUCUUUUUGGUAAUCCGAUGAUGUAUGAUCUAAAGGAAAAUGGUGAUAAAAUUCCAAUUACCAAUGAAAACAGAAAGGAAUUUGUCAAUCUGUAUUCUGACUACAUUCUCAAUAAAUCGGUAGAAAAACAAUUCAAGGCUUUUCGGAGAGGUUUUCAUAUGGUGACCAAUGAAUCUCCUUUAAAGUACUUAUUCAGACCAGAGGAAAUUGAAUUGCUUAUAUGUGGAAGCCGGAAUCUAGAUUUCCAAGCACUAGAAGAAACUACAGAAUAUGACGGUGGCUAUACCAGGGACUCUGUUGUGAUUAGGGAGUUCUGGGAAAUUGUUCAUUCAUUUACAGAUGAGCAGAAAAGACUCUUCUUGCAGUUUACAACAGGCACAGACAGGGCACCUGUGGGCGGACUAGGAAAAUUGAAGAUGAUAAUAGCCAAAAAUGGUCCAGACACAGAAAGGUUACCUACAUCUCAUACUUGCUUUAAUGUCCUUUUACUUCCGGAAUAUUCAAGCAAAGAAAAACUUAAAGAGAGAUUGUUGAAGGCCAUCACUUAUGCCAAAGGAUUUGGCAUGCUGUAAAAAAAAUUAAAAAUGGGAAGAAAAAGAAAAAAAAGAAAAAGAAAUUUAAAAUUUUAAUAAGUAUAACAAGAGGGAUAAAAUUGGUGGUGAUAGUGUCCCAGUACAAAAAGGCUGUUAAAUAGUGAACCACAGUAGUCACCUAUGUCUGUGCCUCCCUUCUUUAUUGGGGAUAUAUGGGCUGGAACAGCAGAUUUCAGCUACUUAUAUGAACAAAUCCUUUAUUAUUAUUAUUUUUUUUUUUUUUUGCGUGAAAGUGUUACUUAUUCUUUCACUUGUAUGUACAGAGAGGUUUUUCUGAAUAUUUAUUUUAAGGGUUAAAUCACUUUUGCUUGUGUUUAUUACUGCUUGAGGUUGAGCCUUUUUGCAUAUUUAAAAAUAUAUACCAACAAACUACCCUCCCAAGGAAAAUAUUGCCACCAUUUGUAGACCAUGUAACCUUCAAGUAUGUGCUAUUUUUUUUGUCCCUGUAUCUAACUCAAAUCAGGAGCUGUAUUUUUUUUAAACAAUUUGCUUUUGAAACUUGAAGUUUGAAAACAGUGUGAUGCAAUUGCUGCUGUUCUAGUCCCCAAAGAGUUUUCUGUGCAAAAAUCUUAAAAUCAAUAAAGAUGGAAGGGAGAACUUGGAAUGUUUAACUGCAGCCCUCAGAACUUUACUUUAGUAACAGCACAACAAAUUAAAAACAACUCAUGCCACAGUAUGUUGUCUUCAUGUGUCUUGCAAUGAACUGUUUUCAGUAGCUAAUGCUCCUUCUUAGUAUAUGGAAGGACAGGGAUUUGUUGUUGUUGUUUUAAGUUUAUUGGGGAAAAGUGCAUAUUGGCCAAAAGAAAUGAUAGUCAAACCCUUUGCAAGAAAGAUAAGAAGUUUGUUGUUUAUUAUAAGCGGAAAGCAUGUGAAAGUGCACUUAACUUUUUUAUCACCUCCUAUCGACCACAGUUAAAUAGACAAUCCAGAGUCUUCCCUUCUUGUCGUCGUCAGCUUACCCAGUCAGCCGUUUUAUCAAGGCACAUGAUCAGUGUUGGGACAUAGUGAGAGAACUGCUGUUGUGCCUUGUUUACCUAAUCAUACAGUAAUCAGAGACUUGGAAAUGAAUGAAACUGUUACUCUUAAGUCCUAUUUACUUCAUCUGUCCCCAAAGAUUAAAGUUUAUUUCAAAAAGUGUUAAAUACUACUUUCACGUACUGUGGAAAAGUACAGGUAGAUUUAAAUUACUAGACAUGCAGAAGUAAGUAGUUUCCCCUUUCUAGUCUUCUGUGUCUGUGAUGUUUCUUUCUUUUAUUGCAAUAUAAAAUAAAAGGAUCAUGUAUUUUUAACUGAGGAGAGACAUGUUGAUAUAUCCUUUUACUACAAGUUACAGCUAAUGUGCUGAGCUUGUACCUCGAUUGUUUUAACUGACCGUGACAGAUUAGUUUGAUGAUUUGUUUGAAAUUGGCAGGAAAAAUACAGCUUUCAAUCAUUGGAAGGGGAAAGAGGAUGUCUUUGAGAAUUAUUUUAGUUCUUUUAGUAAUUGAAACUUAACUGUUAUGUACCAUAAUGCUAAAUAAAACAGUGACAUUUUCACCAUAAUUUAGUGGAAAAAGAAAACAUUGCUUUCCAUAUUGUGAUAAGGUAACAUGGGGUUUUUCUGGGCCAGCCUUGAGAACACUGUUAAAAAGUAUGUACACUACCUUGAUUCAAGGGACCCUCAUGCUACUACAGUCACCGUAAAAGGCCUUUCAUUCCUGUGCUUCUUGUGUAUAAUGAAAGAAUACGAGAAAUCAAAUACUCUGGGGGCUUUUUGUAUAAUAAAUUCGUGAAGAAA